AUGACCGAAGAUACUCAAUCCAAGCGCUUUGCUCCCAAGGUGCCAGUUCAGCUGGACCCACCAAAGGACGACCUAAUCUCCCAGGAGGAAUUGGCCAAAUGCGACGGUACCGAUCCCAGUCGCCCAACCCUGGUCGCCAUCAAGGGCGUGAUCUUUGAUGUGUCGCGUAAUGAAGCCUACGGAUCUGCUGGGUCAUAUCGCGUCUUCGCUGGCAAGGAUGCCUCUCGUGCUCUCGCCCGCUCGUCGCUAAAGCCUGAAGACUGUGUACCGGAAUGGUAUGACCUGGAGGACAAGGAUAAAACCACGCUGGAGGAAUGGUUUACUUUCUUCAGCAAGCGAUACAACAUUGUUGGAAAGGUGGAGGGUGCGAAGAACCUCUAA
Molecule: messenger RNA, 381 nt
Organism: Penicillium verhagenii
Lineage: Eukaryota; Fungi; Ascomycota; Eurotiomycetes; Eurotiales; Aspergillaceae
Product: putative progesterone binding protein
Exons: 3
Coding region: 1-381 (126 amino acids)
Cellular component (GO): membrane; endomembrane system
Source: RefSeq, a predicted model, not a curated record